Molecule: messenger RNA, 755 nt
Organism: Quercus robur (English oak)
Lineage: Eukaryota; Viridiplantae; Streptophyta; Magnoliopsida; Fagales; Fagaceae
Product: 50S ribosomal protein L34, chloroplastic
Exons: 2
Coding region: 84-563 (159 amino acids)
Biological process (GO): translation
Cellular component (GO): ribosome; mitochondrial large ribosomal subunit
Molecular function (GO): structural constituent of ribosome
Source: RefSeq, a predicted model, not a curated record
ACUGUAACUCGAUAAGGUAACCUCAUCAUCUUCAAACAAAACUAGAGAAAGAGAGGGCAGAGGCAGUGAAGAAAAAUUGGAGAAUGGCUUCGAUGACAGUGCUAUCAUCGUACUCCUCACCUGGGCUUUCAUGUGUAGGAGUAGGAGGGAGACAAACUUGUAUUCCUUCAGCUUCACUCACAUUCCUUGCCGGGUCAAGUUCAACAACUAGGACCUCAGUCAGAGUGUCCCAUAAUUCCUCCUCUCAUUCUGGGCUUCUUCACUGCUCCUUUCUACCCUCCUGCUCCCCCUCUUUCCCUUCUUCCUUCUCAGGUUUAUCUUUGGGUUUGGAUUUGAUUCCCAAUAUUGGGGUCAGAAGAGUGAGACGCCACAGCCUUGUUGUGAGGGCUGGGAAGUAUGCUCUUUGUCAGACAAAGAGGAACAGGUCACGUAAGUCUCUAGCUCGUACUCAUGGCUUCCGUAGACGGAUGAGAACCACCAGUGGUAGAGCAGUUUUGAAGCGCAGACGUGCCAAGGGACGGAAGGUCCUCUGCACAAAGUCCAAUCCCAACAGUGGGAAGUGAGCCUAACUGUUUCUCUUUCCGAUUCAGUUUUAGUAGGUAAAUGAGAUGAUAUGCAAUGGUGUCUAGUAGUUCAUACAUGUGGACUUGGUCAAAUUUCAAGCUUAUAUGUAAUGAUGCCUAUUGUAAUUUCUCAUUUGUAAAAUUUGUUGUAACUGGAAUCAUUUUCUUUGUCAUCAUUGUCUUCUCCUGUUA